This is a messenger RNA of Parasteatoda tepidariorum (common house spider), 2325 nucleotides long. Its product is annotated as zinc finger TRAF-type-containing protein 1-A. The record is from RefSeq and is a predicted model, not a curated record. Gene Ontology annotation, cellular component: nucleus. Lineage: Eukaryota; Metazoa; Arthropoda; Arachnida; Araneae; Theridiidae.
GAAGUGAAGUUAAAUUUUGUUGUCUGUCUAUUGAAGUUUUGCUUUGUGAUGCUUUAUUUCUAUUUUUAUUAAUUUCAAAUAAAAACUGCAUAAAUCAUCUGAAAUUAUUAACUUAACCUAAUCUAACUUCAAAAAGAAAGAAAUAUAAUUAAUAGUAUAAUUCCUCUUAGCAAGGCAUAAAUCUUGUGUAAAAAAAUGAAACUAAUGUGAUAGAUUUUAUAACGACUUUGGGAAGUCAAAGACUUAUUUUUUUUUAUUAUUCAAUAUAUUUACUUCAAUUUAUCAUGACGGAAGGUGGAACAUCUCCAUCAGAUUCUCAAUUUCAAGCAAAUAUUACAUUUGAAAAUCCCGUUUCUGUAGCUAGUAUAGAAAUUAGCUCAAUUUUUAAAAAUGAAGAUAAAUCAACUUUGAAAUUUAAGUUGAAAGAAAUUCUCCGUUGUGCUGUUUGUUUAGAACUUCGAAGAUCAGCGAUAUUCCAGUGCAAAUAUGGUCAUUUGAUUUGUGCUGGUUGUUUUGGAGAAAUCCUAAAUGAAAGUCGUCUGCAAAAUGAGAUUGCAUCUUGCCCUACUUGCCAAACCACUAUUAGCAAAGAUUUAUGUUCUCGAAACAUAGCUGUUGAACGAACCAUAUCAGAACUUCCAAUGACUUGCCCACACUGUUCACUUGAGAUUGUUCCAGAAAUUUAUAAAGUUCAUAAAAAGAGUUUGUGUGAUAAAAGGCCUGCCAUAUGUUGCAAUCAUUUAAUUGGCUGCCCAUGGGAAGGACCUUACCUUGAAAAAUACAAGCAUCAAGAGCAAUGUAAACAGCUUUAUGCUAAUGGUUAUGAAAUAUUGAAGGCCUUAACUGCAAUGGAUCAGGAAAACAAAGAAGAAGUUCAUCUUUAUGAAAGAAUAUUUGAACUUCUUUCUGUUGAAAAGUUUUCUUAUUUUGAUUUGCAGUUCAAAGCUUCAACAUGCACAUGUGAAAAUAAAGCUGUUACGUAUGAAACAUCCAAGUUUUCUGCAUUUGAUAAUUUGUGGCUUGUGAGUGGAAAUAUUAAAGAAGAACCUUUUGAAUUUCAAUAUAAGUUGAUUUUGAAAACAAAAUUAUCAGGGCCUUUAAGCUUACAUUACCUCUUAGUAAAGGGUCCUUACAGUGAUAUGGAGAUAAAACCUCAAUUACGUCAUUUUACAUUUACAGAUAAAGCAUCUGAAAGCCCUUCUAAUAAUUUAGUUCUUUGGUAUAAUACUGAUUCUCUAGAAACUUUCUUCUUAGCUAAGCGUAUAAAUUUCCGCAUUUUUUUAUUUAUUAAUAAAUAAAUUGUUUCAAAGAUAUUUAUUGUUAAAGUAUUUAUUGGGUUAGCAGGAAAGUGUAAAAUAAAACAAUUCUUUCUAUACAAAAAUAAAGCUUUAAUCAGUCAAAUCUCUCUCUCUCUCUGUUCAAUUAUUUUUUACCAUUUUUCUGGCAACCAUGAUCCCAUGCUCAGAGAACUUCGAGUCCUAAUCAGCAAAAAUCAGAACCAAGUGCAAUUUGAGAUCAUUGUUAUUAUUUAAAUUUAAAGAAAUUUUCAAACUUCAAAAUAAAGGAUUAUCCAACAAUGCAAAGUCAGGGUUAUUUGGGGUGAGGUGUAACUCACAUCCCGCCCAAAAAUGUUAUGGUGAAACACUGUUCUUUUACUGUACUCCAAACUUGUAACUUCAGAUUACUGUUUUAAAGAUGACAAAAUUGUUUAAAUUCUAAGAAUUUCAAUAACCACAAAUUGCACUUGGUUGAGUUUUUUGAUGAUAAGGACCAGAUGUAUGAGUGUUGGAUCAAGAAGUUCCUAGAAAAAUGACGAAAAGCCAUCGGACAGAAUUAAAGAUAUUUGACUGAUUACUAUUAAUUUUUUGCAUACCAUAAAUUAAGCUUUAUUUCACAUUAAAGACAAAAUUACUUUCUUGUCAGCCCAAUAUAUUUACUCAUAAAUUGACUACUUUUGUGUAUGUCAUGCAUAUCUUUCAUUGUUGUUUUAAUUGUUUAGAUUAAGUUGGAUAGUUUUCUCCUUGAGCGAUAAAGUUAAAAAAAAAAAGUUUUAGCUAUAAAAUUCUUAUUUAAUUUUAAUUAAUUGUUCAAAAAGAUUGUGUAUGAAAGAUGUACUUGAAUAAUAUUAGAAUACUAUUAAAUAUUUUUUAGGUGUUCAAAUUUUUUAAACAUUACAUCUUAUUAAUUUUCCGUGUUAUUUUUUGUCCAGUACAAAGUUGUCUUUUACCCAGUCAAUGUUGCUUGUAUAGUAGCUUUUAUUUGUAAAUAAUUAAUAAAUAGCUGUAAAGAAACAUGAAAUAUUGAAUAAAAGUAUUAUAAUUUGUC